This is a messenger RNA of Rotaria sp. Silwood2, 1983 nucleotides long. NCBI's taxonomy places the organism in Eukaryota, Metazoa, Rotifera, Eurotatoria, Philodinida, Philodinidae. The record is from the annotation of a GenBank genome assembly.
AUGGCUUCUCCAUUACCUACAACAUCAAAAAAUAGUUUGAAACAUGUUGAAUGGAUGUGGAAGUCGAAUCCAAAUCCAUGGUCUAAAUCGGAACCAGCUGUAUGGAGUCACUAUUCAGAUGUGGAAAAUCUAAUUAUCGAAGAAGCAUUCACAGACAAACAACCAUUAGCACUCUUAGAUGAGUAUUAUAUUGAUUUUCAAAAUAAUCUUCAAGUGUUCAACAGUGAUCAUAAUAAACAAAGACCUGUUAAACGAGUUGUACGUAAGAGAGAAGACAAACAUCUAAGAGAAGCACGUUUUGUAGAUCUUCCUGUUUCUUCGGGACGUUCGUUCGGUGGUCGAUAUGGUUGGAUAUCACCAUUUGUAGUCGAAGUUCGAAGAAAUUUGGGUCUUAAGAUAGAUGAAUUACCUUCGAAAAAGCCAACUAUGAUACCAAUGCUUGUUGAAAAAGCUGCUUGUGGUAUAAUUGAAGAAGGCAAAUAUCUUAAGAAAGAACGAGAAGCUGAAAAAAUGGCAAAUAUGCUUAGAGAAAAAAAGAAUCAAGACAUGAAAGAAGUAUGGAAAUGUUGUGCUUAUCUUUAUUCCUUAGAAAGUUUUCUAUACAAAACUUUGAAUGCAGCUAUGAGAUUAGUAGGAGACGAACAACACGAAAAUGUAUGGCGAAGUAAAAUUCGUACAUUAGGUCCAUUUUGUUUACUACUUUGGGAUGAUCCAAUAAAUAUAAAAGCAAAAACUAAAACAACACUUUACCGAGGAGCUGAACUGAAACCUGAACAAAUCGCUACCUAUGAAGAAAUGGCCAAAGACUCCGAUAAAUGUGGAUCAUUUCAAGCUUUUUCAUCAUGUAGUCAAAAUCGUGAAAAAGCAGAAGAAUUCGGUAAUACUUUAUUUAUCAUGGAAUUAAAGGGUGCUUUUACUGCUGAUCUUCGUGAAUUAUCUGAAUAUCCGAAUGAAGAAGAGGAGCUGAUUACACCAGGUGUUUGCUUUAAUGUUAAAAAAGUUGAAUUUGAUCGCAAGACAAACAAACAUGUGAUCUACUUACGACUUUAUCAAAACUAUGAGACAAAUACUGCAAAUUAUCAAAAUCCAUAUCCACCAUCAAAUCCAUAUCAACAACCAAAUCCUUAUCAACAACCAAAUACUUAUCAGCAACCAUAUCAACCUCAACAAGGUGGAUAUCCUCCAAAUGAUCCACAACAAGUGUAUCAACAAUAUGGUGGUGGUGGUGGUGGUUACAAUACAAAUUUUAAUCAUGAUCGUCUUCAAGCAAUAGCUAGAAAAUAUGAAAUAAAUGAUGCAUUAUUACAACGUCUAAAUAUACUUCAACAAUUUGAAAUUAUUGUACUUUGUGAUGAUUCUGGUUCAAUGAAUACACCUGUCGAUGGAACAACUGGCACUCGUUGGGAUGAAUUACGAGCUAUCGUACAAAUUGUUAUCGAUAUUGGUACCAUAUUUGAUUCGAAUGGAGUUGAUGUACAUUUUCUUAAUCGACCUCCUAUGCUCAAUGUAACUGAUCCUCGACAAGUUGUUGAAUCAUUUAGUCAACGUCCUCAAGGAUUAACACCUCUUACUCUUGCUUUACGACGAAUUUUUCAAUCAGCAGCAAGUAAACCUGGUAGUAACAAACGUUUACUAGUUUUUAUAGCUACAGAUGGAGCACCAACGGAUAAUCAUGGUAAUGUUGAUAUACAAAGUUUAGAAAAUUUAAUGCGACAUGAACGUCAAUCAAAUACUACGUAUGUAACGUUUCUUGCUUGUACUGAUGAUGAAGCAAGUGUAGAUUAUUUAUCUCAAUGGGAUCGUACAAUGAUGAAUGUUGAUGUUGUUGAUGAUUAUAAAUCAGAACGAGAAGAAGUACGUCGAACAAAAGGAUUCAAUUAUCCAUUUUCAUUUGGUGAUUAUGUUGUUAAAGCAUUAAUUGGUGCUGUUGAUCCACAGAUGGAUGCUCUUGAUGAAUAUACAAAUAUUAAUAAACGUUGGUAG